Cercospora beticola is the source of this 2807-nucleotide messenger RNA. RefSeq names its product ankyrin repeat domain-containing protein. NCBI's taxonomy places the organism in Eukaryota, Fungi, Ascomycota, Dothideomycetes, Mycosphaerellales, Mycosphaerellaceae. The record is from RefSeq and is a predicted model, not a curated record. Gene Ontology annotation, molecular function: transcription cis-regulatory region binding; protein binding. Gene Ontology annotation, biological process: positive regulation of transcription by RNA polymerase II. Gene Ontology annotation, cellular component: nucleus.
GCGCAAUAGGGAGCAGCUUUGAGCAGAUGAAAAGCUUAUUGACGCCUCGAGGUUCAAAGUACACAAUUCCUUUGUUACACAGCAUUGCCAUCCUGUUCAGCCGCAGCUCGAUGCGUCGGCGUGCGUUUCGUCAUGGCAUCUCGCGAGAGCUCAGCCUCGCUGCUCACUAGUUAACUGUCAUUCCCUCUUUAGCGCAGUUUUCUCGUGGACGGAGUGUAAAAGCUCACCGCGGCGCAACAUGGAUCCACUGUCCAUCACAGCUGGCAUCAUCGCCAUCCUUGGAGCAGCGACGACGACGACUUCGACGAUCAGCAAGCUACGAGCAGCGGGCAAAGCGCCCGAGCUGUUCGACGAGCUGUCAAAUGAAGUCGAGGCCCUGCGCAGUGUGCUGAUCAUCAUUCGAGCAUGCCUCCGCAGAGUACAGCAUUCCGAGAUUGAGCAGGAAGUGCACGCACGACAUGCUAGGCGGGCUCUUGCGAAACACCCAGAAUGUUGCCCUAGAGAUGCAAUUGGUGCUCGAGUACCAGCUCCGGACCGGCGAAGGCCGCACCAAGGAUGGUCGCACCAAGGUAAAUCGACGAGACUGGAUGAAGUACGGACCCGAAGUCGAACGAACCAAACAGAAGAUCCGUGACGCUCGGGAUAACCUACACACGGGACUGACCGCAGUCAAUGUGAUUCAAGGUGAAAUGACGAGACAGCUUGUCGUGCAGAUCCAAGGAAUUCACAUCUCUCAGCGGGCCCACUUCCCUACUGCACUCUCGCCGAGCCAGCAGCAGACGCUUGCGAAUCACGAUGCUUCCGACCAAUUCAGUCAGAUGGUGCACUAUUCGAGGCCAGGGACGACAAAUCAAACUCCUCUUCCAACUCACACCACACAGCUCGCCCGGCAAACCCGAACCGCUUCUACGAGCGCAAUUCCAAUCCCGGAAAACCAGGAUCAGAGCUCGAUUCUUGUCCCCAGCAACGACUUGGAUUUAAAUUUCCCCUAUGCACAAUCGUCUCCCCUGGACACAAUGACCAUCACGGCCACCAUUGCUCGCAGGCGGUGUCACGUAUCCUGCGACUGCGCAUGCCAUGUACGGACCGCAGGUUGCACACCGGGAUGGCUGAAAGGAGUGAUAGGCCAGCUCAUGUUCAACUACACGCAAGCCAUCUACACUCGUCCUUGCACCAAGGAUAGUUGUUUGAGAGCUUCACACAAGUCAUCCUUCUCGUAUCACUUUCCAUCAUGGCUGGCCUGGAAGACACUUGAGUUCCAACACUAUUCUUCUGGCCUUGCGAGCUAUGGCUCUACUUGGAGUCUACGAGUGAAUGUCGAUAUAACACAUCGUGAUCUCGGCUCCCAGUUCCUCGCAGCCAUCGGCAAUACGAACACUGAGGCCAUACGAGAAUCAAUUACAUCAGGGUUAAUACAUUCGCGAAUGCUGUUCCGGGGCGUACCACUACUUCUUUAUGCUUACGAUUUCAUAAGUCGCGAGGGCUACACUUAUAGUCAUCAAAGGACUUACGUCCCGCCGGAUCCUUUGUGCAAUCUACUCCGAAGGGCGGGCUUUGCAGUCACAUUGGAUGGGCAUGCAGAGCCGCGAAUUUACGGGGAGUUUGUUGUGCAACAUCUUAAAGGCUUGGGUGUUGGUGCCGACGACUUGGCCGACUACCUGCAAUUCACCGCGAUACAUUGUGCCACUGUGCUUCCAGAAGGAGGAGAUGCAUCCGCAUCGGACAUUAUAGACAAUAAUGUGCGAGACAUAGACACACCGGAUGCAAUGGGAAGAACACCGCUCCAUUGGGCAUGCGCCACAGGGUCACUGGACUUCGUACAAGCUCUGUUGGAAGUCAACGCUCUGCCAAACUCGAGGGACUGGGCGGGUAUGAGGCCACUGCAUCAUGCCUGUGAAGGACUGGCGGAAGUCGAUUCGCGUACAAGAGUCGCAGUUUCCGAGACUCUGCUGGCGUAUGGUGCUGAUGUCAAUGCUGUAGAUGAGGACGGUCAAACGCCACUGCACCAAGCACGUGACGCAGAGACUUCUCAACAUCUUCUGGACCAUGAUGCUUGCGUUGACGCACUUGAUAAAUUUGGCCACACUCCACUCUUCUAUGCCCGAGAUGCCGCGCAAGUUGACGUUCUAAUAAAGCACGGUGCCCACCUCGAUCAUAUCACUAACAACGGCGACGCAGCUAUACACUUGUGCUCAUUACUUGGACGCGGGGGAGCUGUGGCAGCACUGGCGCGACAUGGAGCAAAUUUAUACGCUACCACUAAUAGAGGCAAGACUCCCUUCCACUGUGCGAUUCUUGUCAACUCAGACCAGACUCUGCUGGCUCUUCGCGAAGCAAAUGAACGAGACCCUCGGCGAGACUAUCCGAUCUACAACAAUUUAGGCGAGAAUUACCUACACAUAGCAGCAUAUCAUGCUGACGCCAGAACAAUGGCGGAAUUAUUACUCUUCGACCUUACAGGACAUCACCCAGAUGCGCGCGAGAGUUAUGGCUUGACUGCGGAAGACGUGUUUCGUAUGUAUGAUGGAGAAACCUGCUGGGAGAGACCUGGCUUUUCGGCUAGAAAUGAAAGGCGCAAAGUGUGGGAAGCGCUGGUGAAAAAAGCACGAGAGCAAAACAAGGAUUGGAGAAUAGAAGAAUUGGACGGUGAUGACGACCACUUUUACGACGAUGCCAUAGAAGAAACGUACCCCAUGCCGGGAAGUUUCGACACGGCCUGGUCAAAAUAGAUAGCCGUAGCAUCAAGCACAGACGGAAGCUAACCCUUUAUGAUUGACCUGGAUAGAUCAGCAACGUAGCAAAGACGG